Parastagonospora nodorum SN15 is the source of this 1455-nucleotide messenger RNA. RefSeq lists its product as hypothetical. NCBI's taxonomy places the organism in Eukaryota, Fungi, Ascomycota, Dothideomycetes, Pleosporales, Phaeosphaeriaceae. The record is from RefSeq and is a predicted model, not a curated record. The transcript is spliced from 2 exons. The coding region runs from base 1 to 1455 and encodes 484 amino acids.
AUGCAGGGUCCCGUGUGCAUCCAAGCAGGCAAGAACCGAUUCCGCGCACCGCAACCACCGACCCCAAUCAAGAAUGGCACAUACGAUACUGACCGGGCCUUUGAUAUGUGCCCACAGCGCACAGUGAAUGGUUCUGAAGAUUGUUUGUACCUUGGUGUAUACUCGCGGCCAUGGAGGAAGGAACAGGCCCUAAGACCCGUACUCCUGACUUUCUACGGUGGAGGCUUCAUUCGAGGUUCAGCAUCGUUUGAUAUCCCGCCUUCUGGGUUCCCGGUCCUCAAUGUCAGCUCUUUAAACGACUAUGUGGUUGUGUACUCCAACUAUCGCACAAACGUGUUUGGCUUUCUCCCAGGCUCAAAGAUCGCAUCGCAUUCAGAUGUCGACUUGAAUCCUGGACUGCUGGACCAACAAGCUGCGCUCAAGUGGAUACAAAAUUACAUCGAGCAAUUCGGUGGCGACCCAAGGAACGUGACAAUAUGGGGCCAAUCUGCAGGAGGUGGAAGCGUAGUCGCGCAAACCAUUGCAACCGGAAACAAAGGGCUAAAGCUCUUCACCAAAGCAAUGAGCAGCUCUCCCUUCUGGCCAAAAACACCGCGAUACGACGCCCCCGAGUCCGAAGUCAUUUACCAGCAGACCCUCCGUGACGUCGGCUGCGCCAACUGCACAGACGAAAUCGCCUGUCUGAAAUCCGCCGAUCUGCAGCUCUUGCGAGACAGUGCACUCCGCCAAAGCACAAGUCUGCAAUACACCACCAGCGCAUUCACAUUCGGCCCCGUCAUCGAUGACAAGUUCCUCACUCAGCCCUUGUCCUCGGUCAUCACCAACGGCGCCCUAAACGCCGAGCUAGUCUUGACAUCCUACAAUCUGCACGAAGGCGAGAACUUCAUCCCUCCCGGCUUUACAAAAGCCAACACAAGCGCAACCGACGGCUUCAACUCCUCCGAAGCGAGUUUCGACUCCUGGAUCAGAGGGUAUUUACCAGGCUUCACACCCUCUGACAUCGACGCAGUCAAAGCGCUGUAUCCGGCUUCAGGCACAGCAGAGGAAAUCGCAUACAACACGACCUACACACGCGCCGGCCUCUUGUACCGCGACCUCGGCCUCGCAUGUCCGGCGUACUGGCUCUCCAGCGCCGCGAAAAAAGGCUGGGUGAUUGAAUACACCAUCAGCCCGGCCAAACACGCUUCAGACGUGCAGUACUGGAAUACGAUUGGUGAGAUACAGAAGACGCAUGCGGUGACGUAUCAAGGCUAUGCGGGCGCAAUGGCGAGCUUUGUGCAGACGGGCGAUCCGAAUGUGCAUAAAGUUACUAAUGCGAGUAUCGUGGGUGUGCCGGAGGUUCGGAGCGGGGAGCAGUUCUUGGUGACGAGUGGGGGGUUGAAGAAUGGUUCGAUUGGGAUGCUGGAGCAGAGGUGUGCGUUCUGGUUGAGUGUUGCGGGGAGAGUGCCGGUGUAG